CUUUGUACAAAACGUCACGACGUUGCUAUGGCUAUUUGAUUUAAAUUCAUAGAUGAAAUCAAACGGAAUAUUGCUAUUUGCUCUUCUCUUGUUGAAUGCCCUAUGGGUGGCGACAAGAGGAAAGCCCCUCUCAGUUUGUUUCGAUGGCUGUGGUAUUGAGAACCGUGUACUCGAAUGUCUUCGGUUGGACAACUCAGAUUUGCCGAGAUUUGCGACCUGUGUAAAACAGCAAAAUGGACCCCUGGUGAUUGAUAUCCGUAAACACCAGUUAGACUGCACCUGCAAGUUUCUGGAUUUUGCCAAAAUGACCACCACAUCUGCUUCGAGAUUUGUGUUGUUUCACAGUACCGAGUGCAGUCCCAAGACCAUUCAAAAGUGUGGGAUGAAACUAGAUACCAAACCAAUGUCCAAACAGGCUGAUCCCUUCUAUGCGUUGUUUGGUGGACAGAUCUUUGACAUCUCUGCCUCUGACUGGAUGGACCAGUUGGUCAGUAUGGAUAAGCAAAAGAGAAGGAUUAUACAGUCUCUGAAGAAUCCGUUGGUCAGGGAAAAAUAUGAUGCAGCUCUGACCAUCUUAGAUACUGUUGAUACCGGUUAUCAGGAGUAUAAACCAUCUGAAGAGAAUGCACUCUACACAUCCUUGGAAAAGCGAUUUUUUUACUUCGUUUGUUUUGAUGCAGCUGCAAUGAUUCUCUUUAUGUUUCUUAUUUUAAGCAAGACCCAGCGCAGUACAACAGUUAUAAGUUGCUGAUUAACCAACAGUAGGCAGUAAUGUAAGAUCCAACGAAUGAGUCAGAACUUCCAACAGGACUAAAAAAACAGAAUUCAUGAUGACUAGUUGAUUUGUGAAGAUCAAGAAGUACAGUAUUCAUCAUGCUGCACCACUGUGAUGAAAUUCUCUUCCCAGCUAUCAUGAUUGAAUUUAUAGUGAUGAAUGUCUUCCCAGCUAUCAUGAUGAAUCUAGUGAUGAAUAUCUCUUCCCAGCUAGCAUGAUGAAUCUUGUGAUGAAUUUCUCUUCCCAGCAAUCACAAUGAAUUUCUCAUCCCAGCGAUUACAAUGAAUUUUUCUUCCCAGCAAUCAUAAUGAAUUCCUCUUUUUAGCUAUCAUGAUGAAUCUUGUAAUGAAUUUUUCUUCUCGGCUAUCAUGAUGAAUUUUGUGAUGAAUUUCUCUUCCCAGCAAUCACGAUGAAUUUUUCUUCCCAGCAAUCACAGUAAAUUCCUCUUCUCAGCUAUCGUGAUGAAUCUUGUGAUGAAUUUCAUUCCCUGCUAUCAUGAUGAAUUUCUCUUCCCUGCUAUCAUGAUGAAUUUCUCUUCCCUGCUAUCAUGAUGAAUCUUGUGAUGAAUUACACUUCCCAGCUAUCAUGAUCAAUUACUCUUCCCUGUUAUGAUGAAUUUCUCUUCCCUGCUAUCAUGAUGAAUCUUGUGAUGAAUUCCUCUUCCCUGCUAUCAUGAUGAAUCUUGUGAUGAAUUUCUCUUCCCUGCUAUUAUGAUGAAUUUCUCUUCCUUGCUAUCAUGAUGAAUUACACUUCCCAGCUAUCAUGAUGAAUUACUCUUCCCAGCAUUCAUGAUUAAUCUUGUGAUGAAUUUCUCUACCCUGCUAUCAUGAUGAAUUACUCUUCCCUGCUAUCAUGAUGAAUCUUGUGAUGAAUUUCUUUUCCCUUCUAUCAUAAUGAAUUACUCUUCCCAGCAUUCAUGAUGAAUCUUAUGAUGAAUUUCACUUCCCAGCUAUUAUAAAUCUUGUGAUGAAUUUCACUUCCCAGCUAUUAUAAAUCUUGUGAUGAAUUUCACUUCCCAGCUAUCAUGAUAAAUCUUGUGAUGAAUUUCUCUUCCCUGCUAUCAUGAUGAAUUUCUCUUCCCUGCUAUCAUGAUGAAUCUUGUGAUUAAUUACUUCCCAGCUAUCAUGAUGAAUUACUCUUCCCAGCAUUCAUGAUGAAUCUUAUGAUGAAUUUCACUUCCCAGCUAUUAUAAAUCUUAUGAUGAAUUUCACUUCCCAGCUAUUAUAAAUCUUGUGAUGAAUUUCACUUCCCAGCUAUCAUGAUAAAUCUUGUGAUGAAUUUCUCUUCCCAGCAGACACAAUGAAUUUCUCUUCCCAGCUAUCAUGAAGAAUCUCGUCGUUGCAUCACUCCACUGCCUUUUAUAGACAAACAGUCCCAUGCCACUCUUAUCUGCAACACAACACGUUAUUGUUCACUGCGAUGUACUAUCAUUCAUUAUCAGGAAACAUUUUCUUUUAAAAUCUAGAUUAGCAAUAUUUUUAGUCAAUUUAAAACUUGAUAGCAACUACUGUUUAAUAUUUUUAAAUUGUGUAGCGAUCUCUGAAACUUGCGUUGCAAAUUGCGACAUGAUAAUACUGAACAAAAUGUUCCCCGAUUAUGACAUAAGAGUUUUAUUGUAUUAAAUACAUUUAAACUGCACUGACUG
Molecule: messenger RNA, 2420 nt
Organism: Gigantopelta aegis
Lineage: Eukaryota; Metazoa; Mollusca; Gastropoda; Neomphalida; Peltospiridae
Exons: 8
Coding region: 53-751 (232 amino acids)
Source: RefSeq, a predicted model, not a curated record